GUUAACGCUGACUGUGCUGUUAUGCGCACUUCCGAAUUAAUUCAAUCCGUCACGUAAAUAAACAACUUAUAAUGGGAAAUCACAAGGUUCUGAGAACCGCAGGAUGCAAUCUUCGAUACUCCAUGUACGAGUUCAUCGAGGCGGUUCACAAACAUUCCAUAAUCUGGGAGCGACGACACCCGAACUUCCACAACCGGGAACUCAGGGAUCUAGCCUGGCAGCAAAUCGGCCAGGAGCUGUGCAAUAAUUUCGAGGGGGCCAGCGAGCCAGAAAAGCAAGAAAUUGUUAGAACCCUGCUGAAACGAUGGAAAAACACACGGGAUAGCUACUUGCGUGUAAACCGACUCCGUCAAAGUGGUGAAGAAGUGGCCAGAGCUUCAUACAUCUACGAGAAAGAGCUUAGCUUUCUGUUGGGCGUUAAAGCAGAGACUGAUGACGACGACGAACCUCUGAAGGAGGAGCCCAAAGUCAGCCCUGUCAAGCGAAGACGCCUAGCAGCAAGUCAAAGAGCACCCCUAAAGCGGCGAUGUUCUUCUGGGCAGGAAUCCGACCAAGAGCCUUCCCCGCAGCCCGAAAACAUGGAAUUGCUCUUGGAAGACAUACCGCCUAUCACCGCUGAAAACGGGACGCCACAGAGCGACCCUAAUGUCAAUAUACACGCCACUCCCGCCUACGCAUCCACUUCCACUGCCUCCUCUGAUCCCGAUCAGGCCUUCUUUGACAGCAUCAAGCCUCACAUGCAGAGGAUGUGUGCCGACCGCAAGCUCGACUUCCAAAUCGAAGUGCUCAAGAUACUUCGUAACUUUAAGCCCAAUUAAACAUAGAUUUUAAAAA
Drosophila ananassae is the source of this 834-nucleotide messenger RNA. RefSeq lists its product as uncharacterized. NCBI's taxonomy places the organism in Eukaryota, Metazoa, Arthropoda, Insecta, Diptera, Drosophilidae. Gene Ontology annotation, cellular component: nucleus; transcription regulator complex. The transcript is spliced from 2 exons. Gene Ontology annotation, molecular function: DNA binding. Gene Ontology annotation, biological process: regulation of transcription by RNA polymerase II. The record is from RefSeq and is a predicted model, not a curated record. Bases 72 to 818 code for a protein of 248 amino acids.